This is a messenger RNA of Arabidopsis thaliana (thale cress), 962 nucleotides long. RefSeq names its product Polyketide cyclase/dehydrase and lipid transport superfamily protein. Bases 149 to 811 code for a protein of 220 amino acids. The record is from RefSeq and is marked reviewed. The transcript has 7 exons. Lineage: Eukaryota; Viridiplantae; Streptophyta; Magnoliopsida; Brassicales; Brassicaceae.
GCGUGGAGUGUCCUAACACAUUCAAGAGAAUGGGUGCUGAAAAGUCUCUGUUCCUAACUUGUCUCUUUGGAAAAACAAGGUUACAUCUUAAAUCUUUGAACACUCAUUUUGAUCAACUCUAAAUCUCUUUCUCUCAAGAUCAAAAGAGAUGUCAUCAAUAGCUUCUGGCACAGUUUCAACAACCAGAUCGACACUUUGUUUCAGAAAAAUCCCAAAGUCUGCAACUGUUUUAUCUAUGCUUCAUCGAUCUUCUUCUUCUUCUCCACGAAUGUUAUUAUUGUUGUCUUCUUCAUCAGCUAACUCUGCAAAACUACUGAACUCUAACAAUGGUCUCUUAAUUUCCUCUUCUCCUAAACCUUUCAGACCCGUUAUGCAAUGGCAAGACGUCACGGUAAAGAUGGUGGUGGAUGCACCAGCUUCCGUGGCUUACAAGUUAUACGCAGAUCGAGAAAUGUUCCCCAAGUGGAUGCCAUUUUUGUCAUCUGUUGAGGCAAUGGAGGGUAGUCCAGACCUAUCGCGUUAUUUGGUAAAACUCGAGUCUUUUGGACAAAAUAUUGAAUAUCACUUUCUCGCAAAAAAUUUACAGCCAAUUCCAGAUCGAAAGAUACAUUGGAGAUCUAUCGAAGGCUUUGAAAAUAGAGGCAGUGUUCGAUUUUUCCCAAGAGGCCCUUCCUCGUGUUUAGUAGAGAUUAGUUUUUCAUAUGAAGUUCCAAAUGCUUUUGCUCCAGUUGCAUUUGCAAUGAAACCGUUUAUGGAGAAGAUUAUUCGUGGAGGAUUGGAACGUUUUGCUGCUUUCGUGAAGACCAUUUAACGCAAAAGUCAAGAAUCAUUACCAGAAAACUUACUUUCAUCUUUUGCUUUAGCCAAAUAAAUUGUUUUUAUGUAAUUUAUUUUUGAAUAUGUAAUGUUGUUCAUACUAAUUUACUGAAAAGUAAAUAAUCUAAAGUCAAUCUUUUCUAGAA